Messenger RNA from Zingiber officinale, 813 nucleotides. RefSeq names its product zinc finger protein ZAT12-like. NCBI's taxonomy places the organism in Eukaryota, Viridiplantae, Streptophyta, Magnoliopsida, Zingiberales, Zingiberaceae. The record is from RefSeq and is a predicted model, not a curated record. The transcript is spliced from 2 exons. Bases 74 to 658 code for a protein of 194 amino acids.
UACUUGGUGAUAACUGAUAAGGACGGAAUGCAUUCUAAACGACUAAUUAAACGCAGAACAAAGUCGGUAAUUGAUGCAGUUGUCAGCGACUGGUUCGUAUCGCCAACGACUUUCCCUUCCAACGAGGCAACAACCCGAUCGAUCCCUUCACAUUUGGUUACUGAAUCAGAGAUUUAGCGAUCGCGUCGUCGUGGAAGAUGAGGAAGCAGAGAUCGAAAGCGUACGACUGGCCAACGUGCUGAUGCUCCUCUCGCGCGGCGGCGAAGGGAUCAUCGACGUGUCCGCCGGCCGGUCGGCGUCCCCCGACCGGGUCUUCGAGUGCAAGACCUGCAACCGGCAGUUCUCCUCUUUCCAGGCGCUGGGCGGCCACCGGGCGAGCCACAAGAAGCCGAGGCUGUCCGACGACGCCCGCGGCGGCGAGGUCGGGAAGCCCAGGGCGCACGAGUGCUCUGUCUGUGGCCUCGAGUUCGCCAUCGGCCAAGCCCUGGGCGGCCACAUGAGGCGCCACCGGACCGGCCUCGCGGCGGCCGCCGCCGCGAGGUUCGACGCCGAGAAGAAGGCGGAGGAGAGGUUGAGGGGCUUGUGGUUGGACCUCAACGUGCCUCCGGCUGACGGCGAGGGCGGCGCUGUGACAAAUUUUUUGAGUUUGAGAGUUUAGAUUCGAUCGAUCGGGUCCAACGGCGUUAGAUUCUUUCCAUGGAGAUGGAGCUUGAUUUUUAUGCUCGUGAGAUUUAAUUUGUUGCUGCACUGGAUGACUGCGAUUGGAAGUUUGGAAAAUCUUUGGAUCAUAAGAUAUGUAAUUAUUAUUUUGAA